This is a messenger RNA of Haliotis rubra (blacklip abalone), 2475 nucleotides long. RefSeq names its product solute carrier family 28 member 3-like. Gene Ontology annotation, cellular component: membrane. The coding region runs from base 141 to 2015 and encodes 624 amino acids. The record is from RefSeq and is a predicted model, not a curated record. The transcript is spliced from 13 exons. NCBI's taxonomy places the organism in Eukaryota, Metazoa, Mollusca, Gastropoda, Lepetellida, Haliotidae. Gene Ontology annotation, biological process: nucleoside transmembrane transport. Gene Ontology annotation, molecular function: nucleoside:sodium symporter activity.
AUACAUACUUAUCAUUGACCGACUUAGUCUCCCUGACCUCAAGGAUGUUAUCAGGCGGCCAUGUUCAACCCUGAACACAAGGCCGAUCUCGGGUGGUUUUACAGUUAAUACCAUUCACGGAAUUCAGCUGAGAACGCAAUAUGGAGGAUGCAGAUGUGAAGACGAUGCCUGAAAAAAGCCUUACAGAAAAAAAAAUGUCGGUCCUGGUUAACCCGGCGUUCGAGAAUGACAGCUCGGACUGUGAGAGAAACGGAAAUGUACCAUUUCCCCCCGAGGAACCCGAGGAACCUGAAGACCGGGGUAACCUGUGUUCCCGAGGGGUGGGGACUCUACAGACAGCUGUGACGUCAGCCUACACCAAACAUGAGAAGGCGGUGUGGAUGGUGAUCAAGUUCCUCCUCAUGGCGGGAUACAUCGGCUACUUCGGAUAUGCGAUGUAUUACAGAUUCGGUGACGAGGGAUCCUACCGACUGAUGGUGGUCACGGUCCUUGGUGUUCUCAUCAUUCUGUGGGGUAUAGGGGGAGGCUCCGUCAUGAACGUCAUCAACAGCUUCCACAGAGGCUGCGUGCAAUACCACGGCAGGAACAGAUGCCGGAUAUUUUCCAUUUCAGUCAGAUGGUUUCUGUACGUGUGUGCGGCUGUGUUUAUCGGCGUGUACACGGGGGUGGAGAUCGGAAUGAACCAACCUAGGAACCUCAUGUCCCUGAUUGGCAUCGCAUCUUUAAUAUUUGUCAUGUACAUCACAAGCACGGACCCUGCCAGGGUGAACUGGCACCCUGUCUUUUGGGGGAUGGCGAUCCAAUACAUCUUCGCCUGUCUGAUACUGAAGACCGCGUGGGGGUACGGUGCUUUUGAUUGGCUGGGAAAGAGGAUGACGGAGGUCCUGGGUUACUCUAACACAGGCGCCCAGUUUGUGUUCGGGGACAGCUAUGAAGACCACAUGUUUGCCUUUAAAGUAUUGCCCGUCAUCGUGUACUUCAGCUCCCUCAUCGCUGUUCUCUACUAUAUCGGAGCUAUGCAGUACAUCAUCCGGGUACUGGGCAAGUUCCUGGCAUUCUGUCUGGACACAAAGGCGACCGAGUCUCUCAACGCUGCGGGUAACAUCUUCGCUGGAAUGACCGAGUGCCCUCUCAUGAUACGCCCAUUUCUGCCGUUGAUGACGAAAUCGGAGUUGCACGCCGUCAUGACCGGAGGUUUCGCCACCGUGUCCGGCAGCGUCCUGGGCGCGUACGUUACGUACGGGGUGAAGGCCAACCAUCUGCUAGCAGCGUCCGUGAUGUCAGCUCCAGCAGCUCUAGCCAUCUCCAAACUGACCUAUCCCGAGACGGAGACGUCGGACAUAGACCCGGACGAUGUGUACAAGCUGCAGAUGGACAAGCCAAAUAACGUCAUCGAGGCUGCAUCAAACGGGGCAUCGGUCUCCAUAAGUCUUGUUGCCAACGUUGCUGUCAACGUCAUGGCGUUCCUGGCGUUGCUCCAACUCGUAGACGCCUCAUUGAUAUUUUUGGGAGACAGAGUAGGCGUUGAAAACCUGACCUUCCAAUUGAUCUGCUCCUAUGUUUUCUACCCAAUCAGUUUUGUGAUGGGUAUUGAUCCUGUCGACUGUCGGCGAAUGGCGAGGUUGAUUGGCUUCAAGACAUUUACAAAUGAGUUCGUGGCGUACAUUGAGAUGGGGAAACUGAUAGAUAACGGUCACGUAUUUGACAACUACACAGCAACGUUACCUAACGCCAGUUGGGUAACUCAACCUAAUGACGACAUCUUUUUGACAGACUGGGGCCAAACCUUAGUUGGUGGAAUUAUGCUGCCCCGAUCACAGGUUAUCGCAACGUAUGCCUUGUGUGGGUUUAGCAAUCUCGGCUCCAUGGGGAUCCAGAUCGGAGGAUUAGGAGCCAUGGCUCCAUCUAGGAAGUCAGAUCUAACAGCCAUGGCUCUGAGAGCCAUGAUCGCCGGCAACGUAGCUUGCUUUUUGACAGCGUGCAUUGCAGGACUUUUCUACAGUGGUGAGCUGUAAGCAGUAUUGGUCGUCCAACAGGUUUCGAACCAUCGACUGUGACAAAUGAAAGGGGAAUAACGAUAUAUGAAAAAUAUACUGACGGUAAAAUCCGACGAAACUGCAAUACACACGGAAGAUAAAUAUUUUCGGACUGGCGAAAUCUAUCUUGUGUUCUUGGCCUUACUGGAUAUUCUGGUGUUCGGUCAAACGUGGGGCACACUUGAAGCUCCUAGGAUGUGCUGGAAGUCAAGGAUGAGUGUAUGUAUCUACGUGUGUCCACUUCCACAACCAGCCAACAACGGAUCCUUUGCCUUUGAUUGUUAAUCAAACCUUAAAAACACAUGCAGAUGUACUUAAAGAAACUUCCAGGAAGUACCAAGGAUCUAGCUUGUAAUCAGCCCAAAUCCACAUUAUGUUCCUGCUGUCUGAACCAUUUGGAUAACUAUCAUUAUAUCACAGCUAUAGCAUAUCCCAGAAA